AUGCUUGAAAUACGAAAGCAUAAAAUGAGACCUGCAGAACAAAAGAAAAGAAAGGAUGAGACAAUAGAUGACCCAACAAAACGAAACAAGAUUGAAUUCUACUAUUAUCUAAUACUAUCCACAUCUUUGGAUGAGAGAUUCAAUCAACUGAAAGCUCAUUUUCUCUACGACAUUGACAAGCUGAAGAAUGCACCUCCUGACAGCCUGGACACAAAGUGUAGAAACCCCGCAGCGAUUUUGCAAGAUCAUGAGUCAAGCAACAUUAUUGCACUGGAGAUGAGAGAUGAACUAAAAGUGCUUUCAACAUUGUUGAAACCUGGAAUAGAUCCAGAAAAGAUUCUGAAGUUUAUGGGAAGACAUAAUUUUUGCCCGAAUGUUAAUAUUGCUCUCAGAAUUCCCCUGACACUCUCAGUGACAGUUGCGAGUGGAAAGAGGAGUUUCUCAAAACUGAAAUUGAUAAAGACAUACCUCCGAUCAAUGAUGAACAAAAUUCAUUUGAAUGAUCUUGCAACAAUAUCGAUUGAGAAUUACACAGAUCAUGUGAAAGAGUUUGCACAAGCAAAAGCUAGGAAGGUUCGAUUUGUCUAG
Schistocerca nitens (vagrant locust) is the source of this 588-nucleotide messenger RNA. RefSeq lists its product as uncharacterized. Lineage: Eukaryota; Metazoa; Arthropoda; Insecta; Orthoptera; Acrididae. The coding region runs from base 1 to 588 and encodes 195 amino acids. Gene Ontology annotation, molecular function: protein dimerization activity. The transcript has 2 exons. The record is from RefSeq and is a predicted model, not a curated record.